Molecule: messenger RNA, 2389 nt
Organism: Haliotis rubra (blacklip abalone)
Lineage: Eukaryota; Metazoa; Mollusca; Gastropoda; Lepetellida; Haliotidae
Exons: 9
Coding region: 1-2025 (674 amino acids)
Biological process (GO): signal transduction
Molecular function (GO): protein binding
Source: RefSeq, a predicted model, not a curated record
AUGGCGGACAUCCAGGGAAAGAUCUUCUUCGUGUACGCGCCGGAAGGUGCGCCGCCAUCUUGCAGAGAAAAGAGUGAUCAGGAGAAAGGUUUGGAUGAAAAUUUCAGUGAAGUAUUUGGUGUUCUGAGUUGUGAUGGGUACAAGUGGUGCCAUGACAACCUCGGAGACGGCGUGGCUUCAGAGGAGUAUGAGAAUUUGGAAUGUCGUCUGGAGACUUGGGACGUGCAGACGCGAAAUUCAAGACUGGAAGAGUUGGGCCUCGCAGCAGACGACAUUCUCUGCAGCGACAUCUAUGAAGUGCAUUCGAAAGAACUCGUGCUGCAAGAUGAUGUCACUAUCAAUGUCCCAGUAAAUAUACCCAAGAGCUACGUGCCCCCUGGCGAGAUGUAUGACUUCUACCUGAAGAUUCUCAAAGACGGGGAAUGGGUCUUCGUACCUGCUGUUUACAAGCAUGAGUGUGUGCGUGCGCAUCUCGACAGCAUCCAGUUGCUGACAGUGAUAGCCAGGCUGAAACCAGAGCGUACAACAAUCACACCAGAGGGCGUGGAAUUUGUGUCGGACAAAGACCCGGAUGUUAAAAUUGAAUUCCCUAAAGGGGCUGUGGAAGAGGACGCGGAGUUCCGGUUUGUGACGGAAACGGUGGACCCUAAAAGGUCAUCAGAAUACCGGAAGUACAAUCCCGACACAUUUCAAAGCAUUAUGGGAUUUUCUACAACUGUCAACGUCGAACACAACCUAAAAGGUGAACUACAGACAGGGGCAAAGGUCACACUGCCCAUUCACGAAUGUAACGAAGACGGUGCUGAUGAAGAAGUGGUCUUCCUCCGCUGGCAUGAUGGCAAAGUGGACAUCGUCGACGACGUUCCUACUAUGGAAGAAGGCUGUUACAGCAUCAGUGUGAAGGGGUUUUCUGCGUACAGUGCUGUGCGAGUGAGAUCAGCGUCAGUGUCAAGGUCGGAGAUUCUGACGGCGGCCCGGUUUCUGUCGGGGAGGGAAAACCUGUGUACCCUUCUCUGCUUCAUCAACAACAAAGCCCUCGCUGGUUUGCCAGUACUGCUGGUCGACGUAGUGGAGUCAUGUCGAGCUGAUGUCGUGGCGGAGGAACACAGACGUGCCGGGCUUGAGGAGAUCAGCAUGAGUCGAUCACGUGACAUUCCUGUUGCCGACAGGGAGAGGAUCCGGAUCGAACUAGGCGGCGACAUUACAUACGCGCCCGGAAUCCCAAGACAAGCGUAUGCUCUCGUAUUCGUUAAAGCUGCGAAGAAAAACCACGUUACCUUUCCAAUGAAAGUCAAAGUGUCAUCAACGCCGUUUAGCAUCAUCACGUUUAUCGGCAACAGAUCACAGUGGACCCAUCGGGUACACUUCAACGUUAACCGUGGAACAAAGAGUUCGAAGAAUCUGCUCAGUCAGCCUCGGAAUACGGUCGGGCAAAGGUCAGGGUCAGCCGUGUCUCAUUCUGGUUCAGCAAUGCCUCGUUCUGGCUCAAGCAAGCUUCGUUCAGGCUCUGCUACUGGGUCGGUUCAGUCCAAUGGCAGAAGGCAAUCAGUCACUUCAUUGGGGAGUAGGUCGGAUGUCUCGGAAAGACGUCAGCGAUUGGUCAGCUGUAGCAGUAUAUCAUCCAAUGAAACAACGCCUUCGAUGAUGUCAUCUUUUGCUUCUUUAUCGUCAAUUUCCGAAGAUGGGGUGUUCGAAGAGAAAAGGCACCCUGCUCUAUGCGAAAAAAGCCUUUUGGUUCUUAGCGAGCAGCAGCCUUGGUCAGAGUGGCAAAAGACGGCCAUAGAACUCGGGAUGACCUUGACCCAAGUCGAGAGAAUCUCGGAGGAGGCCAGUGGACGUCACAUCAGCCCUGCCUUCAGAAUGUUACACAGGUGGAUCGCUACAAACAGUGGUAAAUCAGACAGUGACCUUAUCAAUGACCUCGCUUGUGCCUUUCGUGAGUUCUCCCGGAACGAUCUAGCGGAUGUUUUGAUGGUGGCUGAAAAAGAUCGACUACCCCUUAGGAGAAGAGAUUUCUUGAACUGAGACCAUCUCACAAGCCAUAAGAUGAUUAAACAUGACGCCUCAAUCACCGUACUCACCCUUGAAGGGUGGGGCAAUAGUCUCUCGUCUUGACUUGCUUCUCUCAGUCGAGCAGGUCGAGCAGGUUGUCGCCGAGACACUUUCAGACCUGGUUUCAGACAGCAGUUUUGAGCGUUGAAGCUUUCUUGUCCUGCGAGAUCCGGAAAGAAUUGGUUUUGACCAUUCUCGAGUUGGACUUUCACCCCAUGUUUAAAACGCCCUUAGUAUAUGCGACAUACUGUUAAUUUCACAAAUGACUGUUUAUGUAAAGACAGCCGUAACGCAUAAAUCAUGUUCAACUUGACCCAAAAUAAACCGAUUGAAAUCU